UGAUAUAAUUUUGCAUGUCUUGCUUACAGAAAAUGUCAGGUAUUUGGAAUAUUUCUCUUUCGGAGUCAGUCCCGUCACCGACAACUGCAAACGAUUCCAUAGUUAGCUCUCAUUCUCCCAUCUACGGGCAAAUGGAAAACUCAAGCUCUGACAAUAUUAGCGAACCUAAUGUGACCCCGGACAUUUCGCCCUCUAGUUUCAAUGCUGGCCGACCACCAUUCAGAGAUUCUUCGCCUCCAACAUUGGAUUUAACAGAUGACGGUUGGCAGCUCGCGCUGGAAGAAUCGCUGCGCAAUGAGCUCAUAGAAGCCGAAAUAGCCAGCAUUCGACUUUUCUGUGAGGACGUUGAAAAUAAUUUAGCUGAAGCUGGCUUGGGACCCGAGGGUAACAAUUCAGUACCAAGAAACAUUAUUGGACGCAGGAAUAGUAUACCCGAAACCAGCAACCAACCCGUAGAUUUAAUUGAUCUGUCAAACAUUGAAUUUAAUCCGAUUCCCCGAUCUGCAAGAAGUCUUGCUCCAGAUGCUAUCAUAGAUCUAUGCUCACCAGAGCCAAGACGCCAACUUCCAACAUACAUUAAUCUAGCGGAUUCUAAUGAACCACAAUCCUGUGUCAGCCGGCGUCGGUUAUUAAAUACGUCCAGCGACCAGCCCGUAGUUGUCGAGGACGUUAAAGGAGUUGGUGUCUCUCCGCCAAAGCAAAGGCAUGUUGAGAAAACUGAGCCAUGCGAUGAAUCGUAUAAAUGCCCGGUUUGCUUGGAUAGCGUGCGUAAGCGUGAACCUUCUUCGACUCGCUGCGGUCACAUAUUUUGUAAAAACUGCAUCCUAACUGCCGUACAGUCAACUCACAAGUGUCCUCUAUGUAACAAGAAAGUCACCCAGCGUUCCAUAUUUCGUAUUUAUCUUUAAGACGUUCCUCCAUCAUUUAUUAUGGAUUUGAUUUGACUUGUCGAAUCAUGGUAUUAUUACUUCAUUCUGAGAUAUUUUAGCUGUAAGAAAAUUGAUGCAUUUGUUCUUUUGUUCAUUAUCGAAUGUAAUUAAUGAACAAUGAAAAAAUGCUAUAAUAAAACA
Molecule: messenger RNA, 1070 nt
Organism: Drosophila novamexicana
Lineage: Eukaryota; Metazoa; Arthropoda; Insecta; Diptera; Drosophilidae
Product: E3 ubiquitin-protein ligase RNF4
Exons: 4
Coding region: 15-908 (297 amino acids)
Source: RefSeq, a predicted model, not a curated record